AGCGCCCGCCUCCGCCGCCCCACUCGUUGCUAGGUAACCGCUCGCGCAAAGCACCCCGGGAAAGAAAGGCCGCCUGAGGGGAGGGAGGGAGGCUGGCCUGCGCUUUGCCUUUCGCACUCGGGCGGGAGCCAGCCGAGUCCGGAGACAGAGACAGAGAGCCCUGUUAGUCGUAGAAUCCGAACGGUCCCCUAAAGAGCAGUUUGGACUCCAGCUCCCAGAAUCCCAGGCCAUUGGCCGGCAUGGCUGAGGCUUCUGGGAGAUGAAAUCCAAGAUCCCUCAAAGGGCACUCUGUGGAUCUGGUCUCUGUCUGCCUCAGAGCAGAAGCCUUAGGGCCAGGGAGACGGUCAAACUGGGCUCUGAGAGCCGGAACCAGGGCUUGGAAAUCCAUCGGGCCACUUUAGGCCAGGAGCCACACUCUCUCAGCCUCAGAAGAAGCCUUGCCAAGAAAACCCUAAGACAGGACAGCCACAGGGAAGCCAUACUUGCCCAGAAAGAGACUCAUUGGAGAAUACUGACAAGCAAGUCUUUCCCCAAUGUCUCCCUCAAGGCAAGUAUUCUCCAAUGAUUCCCUGGCAAUAAACUGUGCUCCUUGAAGGGUUUUGGACUCCAGCUCCCAGAAUCCCAGGCUGUUGGGCAGCGUGUCGUCUUUCCGGAUCAGUGCUGCCUUCAGUCCCAGUAAACAACCUUCUGGUCAGAAAUGGCUCCAUACUGAGGAGGGCUGGAGGCCCUUGCGGCUCCAUCGCCCUUCUCUUCUCCCUUCUCCUUCCUUUCCUCCUUCAGGUAUUCAGGCAGCCAUGCCCGCUUCUCCUGCUUCCUGCAGGCUCCCAGACGCCUGGCCAAGCCAUCGCCCGCCCUGCUGCUGCUCUUGCCCCGCCGCCUCCGCCCCUUGGGCCGGCUGGCUGCUGCGUUGGCUGGUCCUGCCUUGGUGGGGCUGGGGGCCGGCUUCUGCAGCAGGGUCUUCUGCCAGGAGGCCAAGAAGGUGGAGAUGAUCUGCGUCCCUCCGCCGGUGGUGGAAAAGGAGCCGGACUUUAACUGGGCCAUGUUCUGGAAGUUCUUGCGUCCGCAGAUCCUGGCACUGACAGCGGCUGUCUUGUUUGCCCUGGGAGCUGCCCUCCUCAAUGUCCAGAUCCCUCUCCUCCUGGGCAAGAUGGUGAAUGUGGUGGCACGACACAUGCGCGUGUCUGACUACCUGCGUGCGGUGCGUCAGCCUGCCCUGCGCCUCUUGACCAUCUAUGGCCUCCAGGGGGUGAUGACCUUUGGAUACAUCCUGCUGCUCUCCUGGAUUGGGGAGAGGGUCGCCAACAGUAUGCGCAAACAGCUCUUUGCUUCUUUAAUCAGGCAGGAGGUGGCCUUCUUUGACGCCAAUCAGACAGGGCAGCUGGUGAAUCGCCUGACAGCCGACAUCCAGGAAUUCAAAUCUUCCUUCAAGCUUGUUAUCUCUCAGGGCCUCCGCAGCCUCACCCAGACGGUGGGCUGUUUCGUCUCUCUCUACCUCAUCUCCCCCAAGCUGACAGGGCUGCUAGUCGUGGUGAUGCCCUUCCUGGUGGGGAUUGGCGCCUUCCUCGGCGCCUCUCUGCGCAAGCUCUCCCGCCGAGCCCAAGAGCAAGUCGCCAAGGCCACGGCCGUGGCAGAUGAAGCACUGGGCAAUGUUCGAACGGUGCGGGCCUUUGCCAUGGAGACCAAAGAGAUCCAAGAAUAUUCAGCAGAGGUGGACCACUCCAGCCGCCUCAACAUGAACUUGGGGCUGGGCAUUGCCUUUUUCCAGGGGCUCUCCAAUGUGGCCCUCAACUGUGAGUGGGAGCAGAGUUCUGCCAGCCUCCUGAGACCCCCCACCCUCUUUCCUGCCUGUGUGCUCUGCCCACAGAUUCUUCCAUCAUUGCUAUCUCCUGCAGCUGCUUUGUCUUCUUCAGGUAUUGUGUUGGGCACCAUUUUUGUGGGUGGCUCCCUCAUGGCUGGAGCAGAAAUAACGCCUGGAGACCUCAUGUCCUUCUUGGUGUCUUCCCAAACAGUGCAAAGAUCCAUGGCCAGUAUGUCUAUCCUCUUUGGCCAGGUGUUGCGGGGCAUGAGUGCUGGGGCCCGUGUCUUUGAAUUCAUGAUUCUGACCCCGGAGAUCCCUGUGUGUGAGAGAGAGCAGCUCGCUUGCAGCAUGCUGAGUGGGCACAUUGAAUUCCAGGAUGUCAACUUCAGUUAUCCCACACGGCCGGACGCCCAGGUGCUGCGAAACUUCAGCCUCACCCUCCCUGCUAACAAGACGGUGGCGAUCGUGGGGCAGUCUGGAGGAGGGAAGUCAACUGUGGCAGCCCUCCUGGAGAGGUUCUAUGAGCCCACGGAGGGUGCAAUCUUCUUGGAUGGGCGGGACAUCUGUACCCUUGACCCUUCCUGGCUCCGUGGGGAGAUCAUUGGAUUCAUUAACCAGGAGCCGGUGCUCUUCAGCACAACCAUCAUGGAGAACAUCCGCUUCGGCAAGCCUUGUGCCUCGGAUGCUGAGAUCUUUGCCGCUGCCCGCCUCGCCAACGCGGAUGAGUUUAUUCGCAACUUUCCUGAUGGCUACAACACCGUUGUGGGUGAGCGGGGGGUGACCUUGUCUGGAGGCCAGAAGCAGCGGGUGGCCAUCGCUCGGGCCCUCAUCAAGAACCCCAAAGUGCUGAUCUUGGACGAGGCCACAAGCGCCCUGGACGCUGAGUCAGAGCACGUGGUCCAGGAGGCGUUGGACCGGGCAGUGGCCGGCCGCACCGUGUUGGUCAUUGCUCAUCGCCUCAGCACUGUGAGGGAUGCUGAUCUCAUUGUGGUCCUCUCAAAGGGCCGGGUGGCUGAGGUAAGUGAGCAAAGGUGGGGCAGUAGGUGAAAUUCAAAAUGACUGCAGUAUUUGCAGGUAAAGUGGGUCCUAAGAAAGGCCAGUGCUGGGGUUGCAGCCGAGGCUUGGAACCCAGGCUCCUUUGGUGUGUGAUCAGUUUCCCUUUCUGCUGCCUUAAACGUAGAAUCAUAGAAU
This is a messenger RNA of Sceloporus undulatus (fence lizard), 2989 nucleotides long. RefSeq names its product ATP binding cassette subfamily B member 8 (gene ABCB8). The transcript is spliced from 15 exons. Gene Ontology annotation, molecular function: ABC-type oligopeptide transporter activity; ATP hydrolysis activity; ATP binding. NCBI's taxonomy places the organism in Eukaryota, Metazoa, Chordata, Lepidosauria, Squamata, Phrynosomatidae. The coding region runs from base 986 to 2845 and encodes 619 amino acids. The record is from RefSeq and is a predicted model, not a curated record. Gene Ontology annotation, biological process: transmembrane transport. Gene Ontology annotation, cellular component: membrane.